AGUAUGACCUCUCAGUCAUCAGUUAUUACCCACUGGAAGUGUGUGGUAGUAUCUAUAGACUCUGUGUGUGCCUGCAUUUUCUUCAUAUUGUUAUUUCACAGUGUCAGAGAUAUUUCUGAGCAUCAGUCUGUGGACUUGUAGCCUCCAGCCAAUAACAGUGUGCAUGGUGUGAGGUCAAACUGUAGGCUAUAGACCCUAUCUGUCUCAUGGAUGUAUAGAGAGCUGCAGGUCUGUGUGUCUGUUUGGACAGCAAUGUGGUGCCUUCCUCCAUCAUGGUGUUUGUUUGUGCUGUAGAACACAAAUACACAAAACAAUCAGAAAAUAGUAUUUCAUUUAGCCCACAGCAGAAAAAAACAAAGAUGCACACUUUAAAUAUGAAAUGUCUGUCAUCAUGAGAGGACCAGUGAGUGUGGUGGAUAACAGCAGGUAACUGAGGUAACUUCCUGUUAAUUAUUACUGUGGUAGGGGGGAGAAAGAUGGCACAGUCCAUGUGGGACUAAAUUAAUUACAUGACCUCUGAAAAAUACAUAUGAAAAUAUAUAGUCAAAUAGUUAAAAAAAAAAAAAAAAAAUCUUGUGUGAUGGAACUUUAGAAUGCUAGUUUGCACACUCUUGGUUCUUUACCUUUGAUCCAGCUUUGAUGCGUCAUCGCAUUCUGAACAGAACAGCGUGCUCUCCACCAGAUCUGAGAUUCGCUCGGUAUCGGUACACACUCUUCAGGUUAUCUGCAGUUGUUGACAGUAAAACUCGGCUGAAACUUCGACGAAUACGAUUAUUUCUUCUGAGUUCACAAAACAUUUGAUGACUCUGACCUCUGGAACAGAUUCAGAGAACAACAUGCAGGCAGAUCUAGAGAUGAAGAAGAGAAAUAGGAUGGAGAGUGACAACGUUCAGGAGGGUGUCAGCGUGAGAAAGAGGAGGGCUAGUGAUGAUGGAAGGAUGCCCCCAAAAAAGAUGAGGUGCAGUAACCUCACCAACCCUUCAGAACAUGGCGAUGUCUCAGUAAAGGACAGAAUCAGUCAGAGGGGAAAGAGAAAGAGCAGCGUAGAUGCCAGACCACCUGAAAAGAAGAGAAGGUGUAGCAUCCAAAACGGCACCAACUCUGACCCCAGUGUAAUAGUUGUGGAGGAGCCCGUAGUGGAGAGGGACAAGAGAAAGGCCAGCAACCAUAAUGAGGCACCUAAAAAAAAAAGCGGUGCAGUGUCCUGGAUCACUAUAUCCAGUGAUACUGACUCCUCCUCUCCAUCAGCAGCAAAUGUUAACAAGAGUGGAGGCGACAUCAGCCUCAACACCAGCAGUGCCUCACCUGAGGAGGAGAGAAUCUAUGAGAUGUCCUCCUCGGCAAACACAAGCAGAGCUGAUUUUGUGAACAAGUACUGCGAGUUGGGCCCGAUCGGCAAGGGAGGCUUCGGCUCAGUGCACGCUGGCUUCUGUAAAUCAGACUGUCGAGGGGUCGCCAUCAAGCACAUUCCCAUCAGGGCUGUGAGAAAAGAAAAAGUUAAAUGCAACGGCAAGGUGUUUAACGUCAUUGUCGAGGUGGCACUCAUGUUGAAAACCGCAGGUCUACCAGGAUCCAUUGGACAAUCCACUGCUGUGUCCCUUCUGGACUGGUACCACCUGGAUGAAGAAUUAAUACUGGUGAUGGAAAGACCAAUAAACUGCAUGGAUCUCUGCAGCUACUUAAAAUCUCGCGGAGGAUACCUAGAUGAACAUGAGGCAAAGAUGAUCAUGAGACAGCUGGUGGACGCGGCCAUCGACAUGGACUCGAAGGGUGUCUUUCACCGGGACAUCAAGUCACAAAACGUCCUGGUUCAGCUGAACAACGGAGUACCCAGAGUUCGUAUAAUCGACUUUGGCUGUGGCAGCUUAUCCACUGAGAUGCCUCACAGUACUUUUUGUGGCACCCGUGCAUACUUUCCUCCGGAGUGGGUUGAAUGUCGGAAAUAUAUGGCCCGUCCCACCACUGUCUGGCAGCUUGGCGUGCUGUUCUAUUCGUUGCUGAGCGGUCAUGUGCCCUUUACCACCGAGAAGUUCAUGAGCAAACGCAUCCAGUUUAACGGUGCAUUGUGCAUAGAUCUCAGGAUCUUGCUGUCUACGUGUCUGGCCAGAGACCCUCAGUUGCGAAUCACCCUGGAGGAGCUACGGAGCCAUCUUGCAAUCUUAUAAGCACAACAUCCACAUAAUCUCAGUGCAGGACACACUAACAGCACUGAGAUUAUCACAUGGCAGGACGUAGUCCUGUAAGUCCAUUCUUUGCUCUGGACCCUGUUAACUCUCUCUCUCUCUCUCUCUCUCUCUCUCUCUCUUCCAGCUGCAGGGCAUACCUUGGAGCCCACCUCACUACUGUCAGCUGUGUGCCCUGCUAGAUCCCCCCACCCACAAUAACUGGAAACUUGAACUGAACUUGGAUUUUACAGUAGUGAAAAACUCACCAAAUGUAAUGCCUUUUUUAAUGAAAAAUAAAAUAAGAAGCUUUUCUAUCACUGAUUGUAAUUUUUGAAGAGCGCUAGUUUCAAGUGCAGUCCAAAAUCAUCAUAUUUGUGAAAUAAAUGAAUCAUUAUUUGACCUGCUGCUAAUGGUCUGAAUUUUCCCCAAAAAUUUCUGGUAAAACAUCAGUGUUUUAAAGUCAUAAAUGAUAUACAGAUGACUCAUUUGUGGGAUGCUUCCAUUUACAUGUAGAACUUGCAAAGUACAAAAAUUGUAAAGACUACUCAUGCAGGGAAAAAAAAUGCAUUGUCACCAUUUCUUGCUCAGCAUAUCUAAAGUAUGUGAAGAAACACACGUCUUGAGAGACAAGUGGGACAAGUGUGACCUUACAGGCUCCUAAUUCAAAGUGCUUCUGAUGGAAACACAACAGGUGUGAUAACAUUGAAUCACUGAAUCCAGAGGAACAUUUUGGUGACAACCACCCCUGAGUGCAACAGAAUAACAUUUCUUCUGCGUAUGUUCAGAUGUUAAAAAUAUCACAGUUGUGUUCUAAUAAUGCUCUUCCCGGAUUUAUGACCUGGCCCGAAAAUACAGACAAAUCGCAGUAACUUAUUAACCUGCAUCUACGUGUUUCAUAUGCCUACCAUAAUACAUGUGUAAUGUAUAGAACUCACAAAUGCAAGCACCGGCGUCGAAGUGGGGGGACAAAAGGGACAGGUGUACCGGCGCCCCAAGGAUGAGGAGGCCUGGGGCUUUUGUAAACUUUUGAAUAUUUUUUUCUUUUAUCUAAAUGUUUGACACUACCUGCACCACCCUUGCAAAAUUGCAAUACGGUUCAUUCCACCUGAAGGGCUAGCAAAAUGUAACUAAGCAACUCACAUACAGGGCCCUGAGAUCUGAGCUGCAGCAGCAUGUCUCUUUCAAAGAUCAAGUCAGGCUACCAGAAGAGAAAGGAGAGAGAAGAGAAAGCAGAAAGUAGGCAACCAGAUGUUUACCUUUUUUUUCAAGAAAAGGUUUGUUCAGCCCUUAAUGUUAAAGCACAUGAUGAAAAAUGAAAUAGCAUGAGUUACACACACUGCUUUGAAUGCAGACAAUCCAUUAAACGAACACAUCCAAGCUCACAAUAAUCAACUACAGCCAAACCUAAGGUGAAGGCUAAAUAGCCAAAAGGUCUCAAAAGCUAAGCCCUUGGUGCAUUUGUUUUACUGACUGUGUGGGUGAAGGUACUACAGUGCAUUGAAAAUAGAAAUCAGAUUCUUCAGGGAAUAUUUCUUUGGAUAUUGAGGCUGCAAACAUUAAGGCACUAAAGGAGGAAAUGCAAGCAAUGCGUAAUGACUGGCACACCCUUCUUGCCAAAGCCUGCUUAGUAACUCAAGGCAUGGAGAUCCCUGCUCAGUUUCGGAGCGAAGAGAAACGGACACGGAAAAGGAAACAUAUUUUUGAUGAGAGUUGUGUGUCUAAAGAGAAUGCAGCAAAUAAAUUCAGAAACCAGGUUUUUUUUUUGUUGUAUUAGAUAGCAUUAUCAGUGAUCUGAGUGUUAGAUUCCAGACCACAGCCACCAUAUGUGAAACUUUCACACCAAUUCUGAAGUUUGCAGGCAUGUCAGAGGAACAGAUAAAACUAUCAUGUCGGUGUCUGACAAGAGUAGAUCCACAUGAUCUAAAAGCUGCAUUUGAGGAUGAAAUGCUGCACCUGAAAGUGAUACAUGAUGCCAUAUAUGACAUACAGUUCCAAAGCAUUUUGGGGGAAAUAUGCAUUGGAAUAAGGCUUUUCUGCACCCUGCCAGUAAGCGUUGCUGAGGGUGAACAAGCAUUCGGUAAGAUGAAGUUAGCUGGUUUGGAAAGGGAGGGGGCUAAGGGGUGCUACGCCCCUGUAUACAGAUACCACCACACACUUUUAAUCUCGAGUGAUGAUGGAGGGAUUAUUUCUGCAUGACUCUAUAAUUAAGUCUUUCCCACACACUGUGCAUUACCUCCCAGUAGAAAUUUAAGCUAGAAAACACUCAUGUAACAUAAAGGACUUCAAAACUGUUCUUAAUGUCAGUAAUUGAGUAGACAUAACUGCAGGCUCCUAACUAAAAUUCUGCAGGUGGUAACUUCAACUGCACUAAACACACAGAAGGAGUAUACUAACCUCAUCAAAGUAUAAAAAAACAUGUAAAACUUUGUCACACAUGCUGUGAAAUGCCAGAAUGCUUGAGAAAAUAAUUACCCUUAAAUAAAAGGAUAAACUAAAGGGAUGAUGUGUGUGAAUAUAUUGUUGGCUAUGCAUUUAAAUUAGAUUACUUAAUUAAGUUGGUAAGUCGGUCUGAAGCAACAUCUGCCUGGAGGCUAAUGGAAUCUCAAUGGAGUGACGUAUGAGUGCUGCAGCACAUGUAAACAGCAGGGUGAGUAUCGGGUCGUCGUCUCAUUGUGGAUGCUUUGCCACUUUGUAAUUUUGACCAAAAUGUAGGCCAAUUCCUUAAAACUGAAUGUUUGACUGAUUUUUUAUUGUGAAUUCUGUCCUCACAAAAACUAU
Scatophagus argus is the source of this 4943-nucleotide messenger RNA. Its product is annotated as serine/threonine-protein kinase pim-2-like. The record is from RefSeq and is a predicted model, not a curated record. NCBI's taxonomy places the organism in Eukaryota, Metazoa, Chordata, Actinopteri, Scatophagidae. The coding region runs from base 801 to 2165 and encodes 454 amino acids. Gene Ontology annotation, cellular component: cytoplasm. Gene Ontology annotation, molecular function: protein serine/threonine kinase activity; ATP binding. Gene Ontology annotation, biological process: protein autophosphorylation; negative regulation of apoptotic process; regulation of mitotic cell cycle. The transcript is spliced from 8 exons.